UUCAAACAAGCAAGCAGCAUGUCAGCGUCUGACAACAUCUUGGAUCUACCAGCAGACUCUGACAAUGUGGACUACGUCCAAGCACAACAGCUGGAGGGGGCAGACUAUGCGCGCCCUCCGCUGCCCUUCCCCCAGUCGUCAGACGAGCUGACCAGCAACAGCAACCGCAGCAGCCGCAACAGCUCGAUGCGCGCACAAAUGCUGCACGAUAUACAGUCGCCACAGAGCAUCGAGCGCGAGUUCAAAAAGAAGAGCCUCGAGAAGUUCUGGCGCAAGGUCGGCAUGCUGUUCCAGGGCGUCAGCUUCUUGGCGCUCACAUUCAACAUCCUGUACGGCCUGCAGCUGGACGGCUACAUCCACUGGUCGUGGUGGUACAUCUACAUGCCGAUGUUUGCCAUCUUGCUCAUUGCGUUCCUGAUCACGUCGUCGCGUGCGCUCUCCAACUACGUGUCGUGGAUCAUCCGCUUCACCUGGAACAUCUGGGUGAUCUCGUCGACAGUGUUUGCCUUCUUUGUCAUCAUCCAUCUGCAGUAUAGCACGCUGUCGCCCGUCAUCAUGGUGGCGCCCAUCCUCGUGCUCAGUUUCACGACGCUGCUGGGCGGCCUCUACUCUUUCGUCCGCGGCUUGCACAUGAACGACGACAGGCCGCAACGCAAGACCAAGUACAUCGUGGGUGGCAUGCCCAUGUUCCUGAUCGGCCUGGCGCUGACGCCCAGUGUCAUCAUGAUUGCGAUGCGCUAUCACGGCGUGCACCCCGAUCUCACUUGGUCAAUCUGCUUCAUCCCGCUCUACACGGCCGAUGGCAUUGCGGCGUGCUUCUCCUUCUUCCUACUGUUGUUCAGCUUGGGCUCGCGCGAGAACUCGAGCUUCUCCAUCUUCCAGCUGUCCUCGCUACUCAUACUCAUCUUCUGCUCGAUCACCUUCAAGGUCCUGCUAGCACUCAAGCUAGAGGGCCAGCUGGCGAUUCAAUACACAGAGAUGUUCAUUCCGUUGUACGUGGGCGAGUUCAUGCUGAUCUUCUGCGGCAUCAAUCUGCUGCUCAAGCCGCCCAAGCACGAGGAGGAGUCCGAUCACAUCUUUGUCAUCAACCCACAAAUAGCCAUUGGCGCCAAGGAAGAACGUCGGCCACUACUAGGCCAG
Messenger RNA from Acytostelium subglobosum LB1, 1140 nucleotides. RefSeq lists its product as hypothetical. The transcript has a single exon. The record is from RefSeq and is a predicted model, not a curated record. The annotation marks the transcript as partial. NCBI's taxonomy places the organism in Eukaryota, Evosea, Eumycetozoa, Acytosteliales, Acytosteliaceae.